Molecule: messenger RNA, 1083 nt
Organism: Impatiens glandulifera
Lineage: Eukaryota; Viridiplantae; Streptophyta; Magnoliopsida; Ericales; Balsaminaceae
Product: probable methyltransferase At1g27930
Exons: 2
Coding region: 137-991 (284 amino acids)
Biological process (GO): xylan biosynthetic process
Source: RefSeq, a predicted model, not a curated record
AUCUAUGAAUCAAGUUAGUUUUUCCUUUCCUCUCCAAAACAGAAAAGCAUAAUCUCUGAAAAUUUCUCUCAUCUUCAUCAUCAUCAAUCUUUGAUUCAUUCAUUCAUUCAUUCCAGAUCGAUAAGAUAAUCGAUCGAUGAAAGGGAGACAUGUCAUCCUACAGAAACCACUCUUCCUGUGUCUCCUUCUGGCAGGUUUAAUCGGAGGAAUAUUACUCCUCUCCGUCACUCGCACCAUGCCAGACAGACCAACCUUAACCAGUUUCCGCACCCCAAAAUCAUCAUCCAACACACAAUCACUCUCUCCUGAUCUCCAUCUCAAAGCCCUCCUUCACUACGCCACCUCCGCCGUCGUCCCACAGCAAUCCUUCGCCGAGAUCGGAAUCUCCUUCGACGUCCUCCAAAAACGAUCUCCCUGUAAUUUCCUUGUUUUUGGGUUAGGCCAUGAUUCUCUAAUGUGGUCCGCUUUCAAUGCCGGAGGUAACACUGUCUUCCUCGAAGAAGAUCCUCAAUGGGUCAAAACUGUCCUCCAAAAAGCCCCCGAUCUCCGCGCCCAUACCGUCAGAUACCGAACGAAGCUAUCGCAGGCGGAUGAGUUAUAUUCAUGGUACAAAACAGAACCGGAAUGUUCACCGGAAAAGUCAGAAUUGAGAGGGAAUAACAAGUGUAAGUUAGCACUUACGGGUUUACCAGAUGAGAUCUAUGAUACGGAAUGGGAUCUGAUAAUGAUUGAUGCUCCGAGAGGGUAUUUUGCGGAGGCGCCGGGGAGGAUGGGAGCUAUUUAUUCGGCGGCGGUGAUGGCGAGGAAUCGGAAAGGACCGGGGAUUACUGAUGUUUUUCUUCAUGAUGUUGAGAGGAAGGUGGAGAAGAUGUAUGCGGAAGAGUUCUUGUGUAAGAAGUAUUUGGUGAAUGCGACUGGAAGGCUUUGGCAUUUUGCGAUACCGCCGGCGAAUAAUACCACCGGCGGUGGAAAAAGCUCGUCGUUUUGCUGAGUUUGAUAUAUUCUAUUUUGAAAUUCUUGUUUUUAUUAUUCUUAUUUGUUAUUUCUUCCUCUUAUAAUAAAAAAAACAAUGAUAUUUAGUUU